Messenger RNA from Sordaria macrospora k-hell, 1119 nucleotides. RefSeq lists its product as uncharacterized. Gene Ontology annotation, cellular component: mannan polymerase complex. NCBI's taxonomy places the organism in Eukaryota, Fungi, Ascomycota, Sordariomycetes, Sordariales, Sordariaceae. Gene Ontology annotation, molecular function: alpha-1,6-mannosyltransferase activity. The record is from RefSeq and is a predicted model, not a curated record. Gene Ontology annotation, biological process: protein N-linked glycosylation.
AUGCUCACUUUCCGCCGCGCCCUGGUGGCAGCGGCCUUUUUCCUCACAGUCUUCUACCUCAUAUCAUCAUCCUCGUCGAACCCUCCAUCAGUAACGACACCAGCUAUCCCUAAAGCCGACGCCGAUGUCGAGGCAGCCAAGCAUGCAUCAACAACUGCUGUAACCGACAAGAGCCCCUCGGGGCACAACUCGGCCCAACAAAACCCCCAGGGGCAACGACCGAUCCAAGACAUGUCGAGAAUGACACUAUACGAGAAGCUCGCGUAUCAGUUCCCCUACGAUGUAGAAUCCAAGUUCCCCGCCUACAUUUGGCAGACAUGGAAGUGGACACCGGCUCACAGCGAGUUCACCUUCCGUGACCAAGAGGCUACAUGGACACAGCAACACCCAGGGUUCAUCCACGAAGUCAUCACAGACAAGGUCGCCGUACAUCUUAUCCGCCUACUCUACACAUCAGUUCCCGAGGUGGUGGAGGCCUACAAUGCGCUUCCCUUGCCCGUCCUCAAGGCCGACUUCUUCCGCUAUCUGAUCCUGCUGGCGAGGGGCGGCAUCUACUCGGACAUCGACACGUAUGCGAUUCGGAGCGCCGUCGAGUGGAUUCCCGAUUCGGUCCCCAAAGAUGCCAUUGGCUUGGUGAUUGGUAUCGAGGCCGACCCAGAUAGGCCGGAUUGGAAAGAGUGGUACAGCCGGAGGAUCCAGUUCUGCCAGUGGACGAUCCAGAGCAAGCCCGGCCAUCCCGUGUUGCGGGAGGUCGUUUCGCGCAUUACGAAUGCGACGCUGGCGAUGAAGAGAAACGGAACGCUGAGGGGCAUAAUUGAUAAGAACGUUAUCGAGUUUACGGGGCCUGCCCUCUGGACGGACGUCAUCUUCGAGUAUUUAAACGACAAGCGGUAUUUCGACAUGACACACUCUGCGGGAUCGAUCGACUGGAAGAACUUUACGGGUAUGGAGGUCUCGAAGCGGGUAGGAGACGUUGUCGUUCUCCCCAUCACGAGCUUUUCCCCUGGUGUGGGCCAGAUGGGUGCCAAGGAUUAUGAUGAUCCCAUGGCUUUCGUAAAGCAUGAUUUUGAGGGCACAUGGAAACCCGAGAGCGAGCGCCACAUUGGCGAAAACAAAUAA